Molecule: messenger RNA, 1047 nt
Organism: Hevea brasiliensis (rubber tree)
Lineage: Eukaryota; Viridiplantae; Streptophyta; Magnoliopsida; Malpighiales; Euphorbiaceae
Product: NAC domain-containing protein 83-like
Exons: 3
Coding region: 185-928 (247 amino acids)
Biological process (GO): regulation of DNA-templated transcription
Molecular function (GO): DNA binding
Source: RefSeq, a predicted model, not a curated record
UUCUGAAACACACUCAGAUUUCAUUUCCUUCUCUCUCUCUCACUCACACACUCUCUCUCUCUCUCUAUCUAUGGUGCAUCUCUUGUGUGCAUCGUAGAUACGUGGGCUAAGCUUGCAGAGAGAUUUAGCUCAGUUGAAUUGUCAAAGGUUAUUAAGUAUAAAAAUAUCAAGAAAAGACUUCAAUAUGGAGAAGUUCAUCUUUGCUAGAGAAGGAAUGAUGAAGUUGCCUCCAGGUUUACGUUUUCAGCCAACAGAUGAAGAGCUUGUCUUUGAGUACCUCAAACGUAAGGUCCUUUCAUGGCCGUUGCCUGCUUCUAUCAUUCCUGAGAUCAAUGUCUGCCAGUUUGACCCUUGGGAUUUGCCUGGUGAUAUAGAGCAAGAGAGAUACUUCUUCAGCAACAAUGAAGCCAAGUAUCCAAAUGGAAAUAGAAUCAACCGAGCAACUGCUUCUGGGUAUUGGAAGGCGACUGGCUUAGACAGACAAAUUGGUUCUUCUAGCAAGAACCAUGCAUUGGGGAUGAAAAAGACUCUGGUUUUCUAUAGAGGCAAAACUCCCGAUGCGUCUAGAACUGAUUGGAUCAUGCAUGAAUAUCGCCUUGUUAGUCUAGGAACUGUAGCUUGCAAUUAUUUUCCUCUGACAAAGAACUCAGACCAGAAUUCUUCUGAUCAAAUAGAGAAGUGGGUUCUAUGUCGAAUAUUUAUGAAGAAAAGAAAUAGUGAGAUUAAUCAAGCUUGUAACGAUGAGAGAAUAGCGAAUGUGGCAGUGACGCCUCAGCCCAGAUUUUAUGAUUUAAUGACGAGGGAGAAGAUUGUUUUUGAUUCUGUAUCGUCCUCUUCGUCGUCUUCAAGCUCCAGUGUCAUCACCGAGGUCUCUUCAAAUGGAGAGGAUCUUGAUGAAGGAAGCAGCAGUGGCCGCAAUUUCUUCUAAACUUUUGUUAAAGGAACUAUUGUUUUCUGCUUAAUCUUUUCAUGUUCGGAUUUGUUUGUGACGAAAACGUGUAUCCACGACAAUUUGAGCUUGGAUAUGAGUAAUAUUUUCUUUGCAAA